UCGUUUCGUCUACUUUUUUACCACUACUUCCUCUGGUUUUUCACUUUACACCACUUCAAAGGCUGACGCCGCCUAUAUAUACCAAAACCCACUUCAUUUCUCUACCAACCAAACACAAUCAAUUUCAGGUCUCAAAUCUUCCCAUUUUCGCUCAACAAAGAAAACCCUUUUCGUUUAAGCAUAGAAGAAUCCCAGAAAGUUAUUGAAAAUGAGCGCUGCUUGCAGAGCCUGGAUUGUGGCGACAAGUAUUGGAGCUGUUGAGGCAUUGAAAGACCAAGGAGUGUGCAGGUGGAACCAUGCCUUGAGAUCUAUUCAACAACAUGUCCAGAACAAUGUUAGGUCUUAUUCUCAAGCCAAGAAACUCUCUUCUUCUUCUGUUGCUGUGGUUUCCAACCAAAUCAAGCGGUCAAAAGAGGAGAAGAUUAGCAAAAUCAUGGAGUUAAGCAGCUGGGGUCCUAGCACUAUUAGGUUUUAGUUAGAUUGUUAUCAUUAUUAAUAUUAGACCCUUGUGUCGAUGUGGUUUUGUUUUUCUGGAGAAUGCUAGAUCUUCUAAUUAGUACGAUCUGGUGUAACAUUUUGGUUAUUUAUCUGGUGAAUAUAUUAUACGAUUGAGACA
Molecule: messenger RNA, 616 nt
Organism: Humulus lupulus (European hop)
Lineage: Eukaryota; Viridiplantae; Streptophyta; Magnoliopsida; Rosales; Cannabaceae
Exons: 1
Coding region: 209-475 (88 amino acids)
Source: RefSeq, a predicted model, not a curated record